Nematolebias whitei (Rio pearlfish) is the source of this 2240-nucleotide messenger RNA. RefSeq names its product GTP binding elongation factor GUF1 (gene guf1). The transcript has 17 exons. The coding region runs from base 158 to 2176 and encodes 672 amino acids. Gene Ontology annotation, molecular function: GTPase activity; mitochondrial ribosome binding; GTP binding. Gene Ontology annotation, cellular component: mitochondrion. Gene Ontology annotation, biological process: positive regulation of translation. The record is from RefSeq and is a predicted model, not a curated record. NCBI's taxonomy places the organism in Eukaryota, Metazoa, Chordata, Actinopteri, Cyprinodontiformes, Rivulidae.
CUAAAGGAUUUAGCCUAUUUUUGUAGUAUAUGUUGCUGACUCGUACACUUUAGCUCCGCCAGUCUCUCCUUUAUGUUUUAAUUUCUAAGGAAAUGUUAGGAAGUGUUGCUGAGCUAGCUAACCUUUGAGGCAAGCAGCGGCUGAAAGUAAAAGAAACAUGUCUCUGGUGAAGCGGCUCUGUGAAACACCUGCAUUAAAACUUGUUUCACAUUUGAGAGCGUGCAGAAAGAAAAUUCACAACUAUAACAUAUGCUGCACAGUGUUCAGACACCGCUGGAUGAAAAGUGUCCCUGUUGUAAACAGCAGCUUCAGGAGGAUUAACACGCAAGAGAAGGAAACUGUGGACCUGUCCAAGUUCCCUGUGGACAGAAUCAGAAAUUUCUGCAUCGUUGCUCAUAUCGAUCAUGGGAAAAGCACUUUGGCUGACAGGCUGUUGGAGCUGACAGGCGCCAUAGCAAAGACUGAGAAGAACAAACAGGUUCUGGACAAGCUUCAGGUGGAGCGGGAGAGAGGGAUCACCGUGAAGGCCCAGACAGCCUCGUUGUUUUACACCCACAGGGGACAGCAGUAUCUGCUGAAUCUAAUUGACACACCAGGUCAUGUUGACUUCAGUUAUGAAGUGUCUCGUUCGCUCUCUGCCUGUCAGGGUGCUCUGUUGAUUGUUGAUGCCAACCAGGGAAUUCAAGCACAAACUGUUGCUAAUUUCUACUUGGCUUUUGAAGCCCAGCUGACAAUAAUACCUGUGAUUAAUAAGAUUGAUUUGAAAAAUGCUGAUCCAGAGCGAGUGGCGUCACAGAUUGAAAAAGCGUUUGAUAUUCCAAAAGAGGAGUGUAUCAAGAUUUCAGCAAAACUGGGAACGAAUGUUGAAAAGGUUCUUCAAGCAGUUAUAGACAGAGUUCCUCCGCCUGUGGGGAGCAUCAAUGACCCAUUUAAAGCCUUAGUUUUUGACUCCAAUUUUGACCACUACAGAGGAGUGGUGGCCAACAUUGCUGUGUUUGGAGGUUGGGUCAAUAAAGGGGACAAGAUCAGGUCGGCACAUCUCGACAAAACCUACGAGGUCAACGAGCUGGGUCUUCUGCGACCAGAUGAGCAGCCAACACAGAAACUAUUUGCUGGCCAGGUGGGAUAUUUAAUAGCAGGGAUGAAGGAUGUGAAAGAGGCCCAGAUUGGUGACACACUCUACCUCCAGGAGCAGCCAGUCGAAGCUCUUCCAGGGUUCAAACCUGCCAAACCCAUGGUGUUUGCUGGCAUGUAUCCAGUGGACCAGUCAGAAUAUCCCGCCCUUUGCAGUGCUAUUGAGAGGCUGACCCUGAAUGACUCAAGUGUCACAUUGCAGAAAGACAGCAGUAUGGCCCUGGGAGCAGGCUGGAGACUUGGUUUUCUGGGUCUUCUCCACAUGGAGGUGUUUAAUCAGAGACUGGAGCAGGAGUACAAUGCUUCAGUCAUCAUAACUGCACCCACUGUUCCCUACAAGGCUGUCCUCUCCUCGGCCAAACUCAUCAAAGAACGUGGCAGUGAGGAGAUCACCAUCGUGAACCCGACGCAGUUCCCAGACAAAUGGCUGGUGUCAGAAUAUUUGGAGCCCAUGGUUCUCGGAACCAUUCUCUCUCCUGAUAUUUACACUGGCAAGAUUAUGACACUUUGCUUGAAUCGUAGGGCAGUCCAGAAGAACAUGGUGUACAUUGAUGACCAGCGUGUCAUGAUGAAAUUCCUCUUUCCUCUGAAUGAAAUCGUUGUGGAUUUCUAUGAUCUCCUCAAAUCACUGUCAUCCGGAUAUGCCAGCUUUGAUUAUGAGAAUGCAGGCUACCAGGCUGCUGAUUUGAUAAAGAUGGAUUUUCUGCUGAAUGGGCGACCUGUGGAAGAACUCACCACCAUCGUACACAGAGAAUGUGCACACAGUACAGGGAAAGCCAUGUGCGAGCGACUAAAGGACGCCAUUCCAAGGCAGAUGUUUGAAAUCGCCAUACAGGCAGCUAUUGGAAGUAAGGUCAUUGCAAGGGAAACAAUAAAACCAUACAGGAAAAAUGUUCUUGCAAAAUGUUAUGGUGGUGACAUAACAAGGAAGAUGAAGCUUCUGAAGAAACAGGCUGAGGGUAAAAAGAAGAUGAGGCGUAUUGGCAACGUAGAAGUUCCUAAAGAUGCUUUUAUCAAUGUUCUGAAGAAGAAGGAAAAAUAGUUAAGAAAUUUAUUCUAAAUAAAAUGAAAACCAAAAGCAUUAUACAGAUGUAAUUGUGUUCAUC